Didymosphaeria variabile is the source of this 3498-nucleotide messenger RNA. It is a transcript of the gene HMG1, whose product is annotated as 3-hydroxy-3-methylglutaryl-coenzyme A (HMG-CoA) reductase isozyme. Gene Ontology annotation, molecular function: protein binding; hydroxymethylglutaryl-CoA reductase (NADPH) activity. Bases 1 to 3498 code for a protein of 1165 amino acids. The record is from RefSeq and is a predicted model, not a curated record. The transcript is spliced from 4 exons. Gene Ontology annotation, cellular component: endoplasmic reticulum membrane; peroxisomal membrane. Lineage: Eukaryota; Fungi; Ascomycota; Dothideomycetes; Pleosporales; Didymosphaeriaceae. Gene Ontology annotation, biological process: isoprenoid biosynthetic process; ergosterol biosynthetic process; coenzyme A metabolic process.
AUGUUUGGCUUCCUUGCAAACCGUUUUCAGAACAACCCUCGUGCGGGAGAGCAGGCCCGCCCGGGAUGGUUCGACCGUCAUUGCACGCCCAUCCUGCUGUCUAUCGCAAAGAAGGCAUGCACGCACCCCGUACACACAAUCGUCACAAUCGCCUUCUUGGCCAGUUACUCAUAUUUGGGCGUGCUGGACAAGGGCUUCCUCGAGCAGAAUGACGCGACUCUCGGACAACUGGAUUUCAACACCCUGUUGGCAGGCAGCAAGAGACUCAGGGUCGGCCAAGAGACGGCAUGGAAGUGGGAGGUUGAAGAACACCAGGGUGCGAAAGUGGAACAGGCGCAGGAGCUUGCUCUAGUAACCCUCGUGUUCCCCGACUCGAGCGCCAUCAACUCCGCACCAUCGCAGAAUGCAGUACCCGCGAACGUCUCGGCGCAGCUGCUCCCGAGCUCCUCUAACUCCUUCUCUACUAUUUCUCACGAUACCUCGCUGGCCUAUGCGAUUCCCUACACUGGGGCAGCCGACUUUCUUAUGGCGAUGCAGGAGAUCUCCGCACCAAAGGAUGCUUCCGAGUCGCACGGUUCCAAGGCCGAGGGCACGCACGAGGAAAAGAAAUGGAUCAUGAAGGCUGCUAAGAGCGGAAACGCUCCAGGCGGCAUUCGUAACUGGGCCCGCGAUUCGUGGACUUCGUUUGUGGACCUUCUCAAGAAUGCGGAUACCGGUGAUAUCAUUAUCAUGGCCAUGGGAUACCUGGCUAUGCACUUGACCUUCGUUUCGCUGUUCCUCGCUAUGCGACGUUUGGGAUCCAACUUUUGGCUCGCGACUGCGGUGCUACUCCAGUCGGCAUUUGCUUUUUUGUUCGCGCUCACCGUGACUACCUACUUCGGCAUUCCCAUUAAUAUGGUCCUUCUCUCCGAGGGCCUUCCCUUUUUGGUCGUAAUCAUCGGAUUUGAAAAGCCCAUUGUCCUGACCAAGGCCGUCUUGUCCGCAUCAUUGGACGCACGGAGAGCUGCCGAGGAACACCGUAGUGAACCAUUUACUAUUCAAUCCGCUGUGCAGACUGCGAUCAAGAAAACCGGCUUCGACAUCGUCCGGGAUUACUUUUUCGAAAUCCUUGUCCUCGUUGCUGGAGCCCUAUCUGGCAUACAGGGAGGAUUGCGCCAAUUCUGCUUCCUUGGCGCGUGGAUUCUGUUCUUCGAUGCGAUCAUGCUCCUGACGUUUUACACCGCUAUACUGACCAUCAAACUUGAGGUCAACCGGAUCAAGCGCCAUGUCGCUCUUCGUCGGGCCUUGGAAGAUGAUGGCGUUGACCGCAGAGUGGCAGAGAAUGUUGCCCUCAACAACGACUGGCCUAGCGCAAGCGACGUGCAGUCCCGAUCUUCGUCCACCACGAUCCUCGGCAAGAAAAUCACUGUCCCGAAAUUUAAAAUUUUCAUGGUCGCUGGAUUCUUCCUGGUCAACAUUCUGAACCUGGCAACGCUACGAUUUGGCCUGACCCACAAGUCUUCCCAUAUCUCCGGUGUCGGCGCUACACCUCCACUCGACCCCUUCAAGGUAGCUGGAAGCGGUCUGGAUGCUAUUUUUGACCAAGCGAAGAAGGCUGCGACUUCCACCAUCGUCACCGUGCUCAUGCCGAUUAAGUAUGAGUUGGAGUACCCUUCGAUCCACUACGCUGAGCCCAGCCUUAACGACGAUGAGAUGACCUUUGGUAACAACAUCAGCACUCAUUUUGUUGAUGGCGUCUUGAAAAGUAUGGAGGAUCCAUUUCUUAGCAAGUGGAUCAUUGUGGCUCUUUUCCUGAGCGUUGUCAUGAACGGCUAUCUCUUCAACGCUGCUCGAUGGACCAUUAAGGAACCCCACAAGCCGCUUGAGCCACCAACCGCAGCCGAGAUCCAGGACGGUACUCCUCCAACGCCUGCACCUGGUAUUCCCAAUCUGCAUAUGCCGACACCACCGAUUACUCCCGGCCCCGAACAACAAGCCGCCCGCGAGAGAAUCCAACCCUUGACCCCACAGCAUGCUCCCGUUCAGCCACAGCUACUUCAGGCUGAAGCCGUCAAAGCGCCGACUGAAGAAGAACAGAAACAGCCAAAUCGACCCAUGGAGUUCCUGGAACAGGCUCUCAAAGAGAAGCGCGCGCCCAGUCUCACUGACGAGGAGCUUGUCGAGCUUGCUGUCAAGGGUAAACUUCCUGGCUAUGCACUGGAGAAGACCCUUGGCGAUAAGACGCGUGCUGUGAAGAUUCGACGUGGUCUUGUGUCCAGAACUCACGCAACCCGCGAGACAUCUACCCUGCUCGAACGAUCGCUUCUUCCGUACAGGGACUACAACUACGAUCUGGUACAUGGUGCUUGCUGCGAGAACGUCAUUGGCUACCUUCCCCUGCCACUUGGUGUCGCUGGACCCAUCAUGAUUGAUGGCCAAAACUAUUUCCUGCCCAUGGCUACGACCGAGGGUGUUUUGGUAGCGUCUACUUCUCGUGGCUCUAAAGCCAUCAAUGCUGGCGGAGGUGUUACUACCGUUGUUACCGCCGACGGUAUGACUCGUGGACCUUGCAUCGGUUUCGACAACCUUACCCGUGCUGGUGCAGCCAAGAUUUGGCUCGAUUCGGAAGAGGGGCAGAGGACAAUGAAGAAUGCCUUCAACUCAACCUCUCGGUUCGCCAGGUUGCAGACCAUGAAGACUGCUAUCGCGGGUACGAACUUAUAUGUCCGCUUCAAGACAACUACUGGCGACGCCAUGGGCAUGAACAUGAUCUCCAAGGGCGUAGAACACGCUCUCACAGUUAUGGCGACCGACUGCGGCUUCGACGAUAUGCGCGUUGUCACUGUGUCUGGUAACUACUGCACUGACAAGAAAGCGGCUGCCAUCAAUUGGAUUGAUGGCCGUGGCAAGGGUGUCGUUGCUGAAGCAGUCAUUCCUGGUCACAUCGUCAAAUCUGUGCUGAAGUGCGAGGUUGAAGAUCUUGUGCAGAUGAACAUCUCGAAAAACUACAUUGGUUCGGCCAUGGCUGGUGCGUUGGGUGGUUUCAAUGCCCACGCUGCCAACAUUGUUGCCGCCAUCUAUCUUGCUACCGGACAGGAUCCCGCGCAGGUCGUUGAGUCCUCCAACUGCAUCACGAUCAUGAACAACGUCAAUGGCAACCUACAAAUUUCCGUCUCCAUGCCUUCAAUAGAAGUGGGCACCAUUGGAGGAGGAACGAUCCUCGAGCCGCAAUCCGCUAUGCUCGACCUUCUGGGUGUCCGCGGAGCUCAUCCAACCUCUCCCGGCGACAACGCACGACAACUAGCUCGCGUCAUUGCUGCUGGUGUGCUAGCCGGUGAACUUUCCCUCAACGCCGCUUUGUGCGCUGGUCACCUGGUCAAAGCACAUAUGGCACACAACCGAAGCAACGUUCCUAGCCGUGCCCCUACGCCUGCACCAUCUACGCCUGCGAAUGGCACACAGACGCCUGUUACGAGUGCAUUGACGGCGAGCUCAAGCGGGCCACUACCCAAGCGGUAG